GGUCGUGUGUUUCCAGGGACCCUUGCUAGAGAGACGAUGUGGCCUCUGGCUAUGUCGUCUCCCGACCUUGAGCCUGCUCUCGCAAUCGUCGAAUUUCGUCGUGUUCUCACUCCCUGCUUCACGCGACCGGGGUAGUUCCACUCUGCGUCAGAUUAGGUUUCGAUUGCAUCAUUUCUCGGCGUUUUUGGUGAAGUAUAGCGUUGGAUCUAGAGCGUAUAGGACGACCUACGUGUGCGGUGGCGUUCUCGCGGAGAGGUGGGCCAAACUUACCGGACAAUGCACAUUCUGCUUGAGAUGCAGGUGUGCCUGCAAGGGGAGAUUAGGUUACUGCACUGUCGGAGCUUUUUUUUGAGCUGAUGGACUGAUUGCGUCAGCUGUGAGGAAAUCUACUCAACAUGGAACCUGUCGGAGACACAGUUGUGAAGCCUAGCCAUGCAGAGGCUUUUGCGGCCCUCAUGGAACCCGGCAACGGCGACCCGGGAUACAUCUCGAUGCGUCGUCUGUUACUCUAUAGAAAAGCUCUCUCUAACAAGCUUGUUCGGCAGAAGUGGGAGCUGAAUGGAAACGGAUAUGUCGCCUUCCAUGACUACAUACGCCAAUUAAAGAGGCUCCAGAAUUCUCAAAACUCGCAACCUGCUAGCCCAACCAGCACACAGGCUGCCCUCGACAGUGGCCCCUGGGCAGCUUACGAGAGAGGAAGCUGGAGCUCCAGUAGAGGCGGGUCAAUGAGCGAGUCUGGGGCUCAAGAGAUCCCAUCCGAACCCGGCUACUCCUUCGUGGGCAUGCAUUGCGUUUUUGAUGAGUGCAAAGCCUCGGUGAACAUAGUAAAAUUUGGACAUAUGAGCUCUGAUCUUCUGGCAUAUGGUGCUUCUAACGGUCUCAUAACCGUAUGCAGUGUUCCACAGAUCCUGCACCGAAUGACUGGGCACACUAAGGAAGUGACAGACAUCGACUGGUCGUCGAAUAAUCAGUAUUUGAGUUCCUCGUCACUGGAUAAGAGUGUACGAGUUUGGGAUGUUCAGAAAGGAAUGUGCCUUAGGGUAAUCUACGGCACAGCUCCCCAGCUCUGCAUUAGAUUCCAUCCUGUAAAUAAUAACAUUCUUAUCGUGGGGAAUGGAAACAAAGAGAUAACGGUAUUCAACUUCAGCACGGGGCGCUUGAUUCAUAAGCUGGCGCUCGACAGCAACGUUACAGCUCUGGAUGUCGACCAUUCGGGCGCCAUCCUGUUUGCUGGAGAUGCGAGGGGGACUGUCCACAGCGUGACCAUAAAGAUGCACCACGGCAACUUUGUCAUGCGGAGCACUCAUCGAUCCAGCUUGAAAGGGCUGAUGCACAAAUCCGCCACUACAACGAUACAGUUCCGAACUUUCUCGCGGCUAGCAGCUGGGCCAGUGCUGUUGGCUGCGACGCAAGAUGGCCUACUUCGGUUCUUCAGCGUGGCUCUUCAAAUCGAAGGCUACCUUUCGCUUAAAUGCUCUCUGCAGCUGCCACCAAGAGCCAGAAACAUUCGAGCAUCUUUCUGUCCGCUGCUCUCGCUUCAAAAAGGUGAGUUUAUUGUGUCUGGACACGAAGAUUCAAAUGUCUACUUUUAUGACUUCACUCGUCCCAGGCACCCUUGUGUGAACAAGCUGCAAGGACAUGCUGUGCCUGUUGUUGGGGUGUCUUGGAAUCACGGCGAAAAUUUGCUAGCGUCCUCCGACUGUGAAGGUUUAGUAAUUGUAUGGAAACGAGCCAAAAUCGCCGGCAGAUAACAUGUCUCAAUUGCUCAUACAAAUUACCAUGUUCUGGCUGGUUAUGCUCGUCAUUAUCUUAUUGUUCAAUAAGUGCAGAAUUUGACGACUUGCUUACAUAUUAUUCAUUGCUGUUAUUCAUGGGCGAGCAAUUUCACACUUGCAGCACUGUUCAUACGUGCAAUUAGUAUAGAGCUAGUCGCCGAUAACGGUCAGGAGCGCUGUUGACAGCUUCAGUUGGCAGUACCUUUAAAAUUUUCAUCUUAUAGGGGUCAGUGGUCACUGUUCCUCUAAUUGACUGUUGAAAUUGUAAUAUAGUGGGAUUGAAGAUA
Physcomitrium patens is the source of this 2062-nucleotide messenger RNA. RefSeq lists its product as uncharacterized. Gene Ontology annotation, molecular function: promoter-specific chromatin binding; protein binding. The record is from RefSeq and is a predicted model, not a curated record. Gene Ontology annotation, cellular component: nucleus. Lineage: Eukaryota; Viridiplantae; Streptophyta; Bryopsida; Funariales; Funariaceae.